Fundulus heteroclitus (mummichog) is the source of this 2122-nucleotide messenger RNA. It is a transcript of the gene sox11b, whose product is annotated as SRY-box transcription factor 11b. NCBI's taxonomy places the organism in Eukaryota, Metazoa, Chordata, Actinopteri, Cyprinodontiformes, Fundulidae. The record is from RefSeq and is a predicted model, not a curated record. Gene Ontology annotation, biological process: anatomical structure morphogenesis; neuron differentiation; negative regulation of transcription by RNA polymerase II. The transcript has a single exon. The coding region runs from base 168 to 1286 and encodes 372 amino acids. Gene Ontology annotation, molecular function: DNA-binding transcription activator activity, RNA polymerase II-specific; RNA polymerase II cis-regulatory region sequence-specific DNA binding.
CGCCGGUUCGAGCGUGUCGGCAGACGGGGAGAUGCUGCUGGUGUGAGCGGAGUCUCACGGCGGGACGGGAGAGCGAAAUAAGUUAAAAACUGUGGGAAAGCAGCGGAAUAAAGUGUUUCCGCGGGAUUACCGGAGUCUCCUGCGGCUGACUGCAGCGGUCUGGCGCCAUGGUCCAGCACAGGGAGCUUCCUGGAGCGGCGGCCGGCAAGGGGUCCCGCGAGGCGCCGCACACCGAGGACGGUGAGCUGCUGGCGGCGUCGGCCCGCGGCGCCGUGCCGCUGAAGCCGGACUGGUGCAAGACGGCGUCGGGUCACAUCAAGCGGCCGAUGAACGCCUUCAUGGUGUGGUCCAAGAUCGAGCGGCGGAAGAUCAUGGAGCAGAGCCCCGACAUGCACAACGCGGAGAUCUCCAAGCGGCUCGGCAAGCGCUGGAAGAUGCUGAAGGACACCGAGAAGAUCCCGUUCAUCCGGGAGGCGGAGCGGCUGCGGCUCAAGCACAUGGCCGACUACCCGGACUACAAGUACCGGCCCAAGAAGAAGCCCAAGACCGAGGGCUGCGCGUUCCCGCCGGGCAAGUCCUCCUCCGCGCAGUCCCCGGAGAAAAGCGGCGGGGGGCGGCCGGCCAGCAAGAACCCCGCGGCCGCCAAGAAGCUCUCCCGACUGAAGGCCGGGAAGAGCGCGGCGGCGGCGGGGGGCGGCCGUGCGGGCGGCCGCCCCCCGCCGCCGCUCCAGGACCACCGGUACCGGUACAUGGUCAGCAGCAGCUUUAAGAGCGUGAAACGGGAGUUUACCGACGACGAGGAGGAAGAGGAGGAGGACGAAGACGAGGAGGACUCUGAGGAAGAGUUCAAAGCGGAGGAGGAAGAGGAGGAGGAACCGAGCCGGUUCGGCGUCCCGUCCGAGCCGCAGUUCGAGUCCUCCGGGCGGCUCUUCUACAGCUUCAAGAACAUCACCCGGCAGGGCGGCGCCUCCUACCCGGCCUCCCUGUCCCCCGCCUCCUCCUCCUCCUCCUCCUCCUCCCGGUCCGGCUCCACGUCCUCCUGCUGCGGGGAGGACCCGGACGAGCCGGCGCCGGGCUUCCUGGGCGACCCGUGGGCCUCGUCGUGCAGCGCGGCCGCCGGCAACCUGAGUCUGUCCCUGGUGGACAAGGACCUGGACUCCUGCGGCAGCGAGGCCAGCCUCGGCUCCCACUUCGAGUUCCCGGACUACUGCACGCCGGAGCUCAGCGAGAUGAUCGCCGGCGACUGGCUGGAGGCCAACUUCUCGGACCUGGUCUUCACCUACUGACCCGGAACCAGAACCGGGUCGCCGCAGAGACUCUCCUCCUCAUGCAACACAGGAAGCAUCUCUUCAACAGGGUUUUUUUUUUUUUUAUUUAGGACUUUAUAGGUUUCUGUCUCUCAGGUCCGACCCAGCACCGGACUAUGCAGUCUCACACCGACCCGCUCAGAACUGCAGAACCGGGACCGGUCCGGUUCGGGCGCUCCUGCAGCUGCAGGUGUUACUUGUGACUCUUUUUUUGUUUUAAACUGAUUUUUGCAGAACCCAAACUCAGAUGUCAGGAAACCUUUUUGAUACCUGCAUAACCAAACAUACCUCAUCUUUUUAAAGAUAAUAAUAAUAAUAAUAAAAAUACUAUUUUCAGGCAUAUUUUUGUACAUUCAAAGGGAAUGUCAGGCACUUGUUCCACUCCUUUUUUUUAAUUUUAUUUUUCCCGGUUCCGUUGUUCCGCCUGCCUCGACGUGAUGCCUUGCCGUUGUUGUUGUUUUAAAGAAAGUCCGGUUCUGCUGGGAGUACCGUUCAGCGUGUAAAUGUUGUGAAUACAUAGAUAAAAAAAAAAGUUUAGGACGUUUGUGUGACUGAUUUAUAAAAAAGAUGGCAGGAGGAUGAGGGGGAGUAAAAAAAAAAGCUGGAGUUUCUGUUUUAAUUAUUUUUGUAUGACGUCAUCAGCUGCACACGUCUGUUUUGUUGCUCGUUUAUUUUAUUUUUUAUAUUUUUUUUGUGCAAUAUAUGGAAGAACCGAUGAAAAGGGACUCAAAGGACCGUCCUGGUAGCGAAGGGAAGCUGUGUGAACGUUAACAUGAAGUCUGUAUGUCACCCUGAAUAAAUCAGCUGGAACUGAA